This is a messenger RNA of Sorghum bicolor (sorghum), 2138 nucleotides long. RefSeq names its product transcription factor GTE9. The transcript is spliced from 10 exons. Gene Ontology annotation, molecular function: protein binding. The record is from RefSeq and is a predicted model, not a curated record. The coding region runs from base 347 to 1810 and encodes 487 amino acids. Lineage: Eukaryota; Viridiplantae; Streptophyta; Magnoliopsida; Poales; Poaceae.
ACUUAAAACCCUAGCCUCCUCAGCCCCGUGUUCCCCUUUCCCUUUCCUUCCCUUCCCCGCCGCUGCUCGCUCGCCGGUGAAGAUCAAGCCGGACCUGCGGUAGCGGAGCUGCUGCUGCGGCAGCGGCUCUGUCGGCGCGCGCGUAUCUCCGACUUACCCCGCGCCUGUGUGGGAUCUGUGGAGGUCGUGGGUACGCGAAGAGGGAGGGAGGGGCCGCCCGACCCCACGGGGGCUGAGGAUCCGGGCAGGCCUCGUCCAGCAGCCUGUGCUCUCUGGGACGGCAGAGCGUGCACCAGCCCUGGUGCAUUGUGUGGCUGUCUGAAAGGUAUUGAGAAGUCUGAAGUUAAUGGUCCUCUAUCAAAACCAGAAAGAUUCUUACCAAGUAUGCCAAGAUCACAAGAGUGAAACAAGGAAGGCAGAUUGUAUAAGACGUGAAUCAGACUGCCGUAGUACAGAUUCUGAGGUUCAGAGAAGUAAACAAAAAACUGAGGUGGCAUCAAAUUCUAUAUUUGAGCACCAGUCACUCUGUAAGAACAUGGCUGAAAUCAUGAACGUUAGCAAGACAAGGCUGUGUGGGAAAAUUUUGAAGAAGCUCAUGGAUCACAAAGGUGGUUGGCUUUUUCAUAAACCAGUUGACCCCGUUCUUUAUGGGAUUCCUGAUUACUUUUAUGUUAUCUGCAAUCCAAUGGACUUGGGCACUGUUAAGAAGAAACUCACAAACAAGCAAUAUGUUACAGCCAGUGAAUUUGCAGCAGAUGUGAGGCUUACAUUCUCAAAUGCAAUGAAGUAUAAUCCUCCAGGAAAUGAUGUCCAUGCAGUUGCUGAACAGUUGAAUAGAAUAUUUGACUCAGAAUGGAGAUCAGUGGUAAGAAAAUGGAGCGGCAGGAACCCAAUACAAGAACAACCACCAAUGAAGGCAGUAAAGGCUCAAGCUGCCAUAAACUUGAAAUCUGCAAUCCCUAGAGGGUCAGCCACAUGCUCAAAUUCACUAGCAAAGGAGCCAUCAAUAAAUGCAAUGUCCUCCAAAGUAAAAAUUAGAUUUUUUGUGCGAGGCUCUGAGAAUACCCCUCUCAAAGCUGGUAGUCAAGAGUGCUCUUUAGAUAAUUCACUCUCUUGCACAAAGGAGGAUAAAAUAUCAAUCACACAAUCGAAUGAGAACAGCAAUUUAUCAAAUGGAAACGAAUCACUGUCUUGCAAUUCUACUUCACCUCCUAUUUCCUCAGAGCAAGGGGAGGAAAGUUAUUUACACAUUGAACCUCUGUCGCCUAGUAAAGCCCUCCGUAUAGCAAUGCUCAAGAGGCGUUUUGCUGGAACAAUCGUGAAGGCACAACAAAAUGCACUUCUGGAUCAUGGUAAGGAAAUAGACCUUGCAAAGUUGCAGUUGGAAAAAGAGAGGCUGGAAAAAAGGCAGCAAGAAGAGAAAGCAAGAAUUGAGGCCCAGGUAAAGGCUGCUGAAGCUGCUGCACAAUUAAAACUAGAGGAAGAGAUGAGGAGGAAGCGCGAGCAGGAAAGAAAGGCUGCACGGCUGGCACUGCACAUGAUGAAGAAGACUGUUGAUAUUGACAACAGCGACUUUCUGAAGGACCUGGAGAACUUGUGCCAAAAGUGGCAAUUGAAUCCUCCAAGCAAACUGAUCGUAGACUUUGUCCAUGGGAUUGAGUUGACACAGGGCCUAGGGAGCCCACUGGAGGCACUUGGGCUAUUCAUGAAGAAAGAUAUUGAGGAAGAGGUCGAACAUGAAAUGGAGGACAGCGUGUCAACCUCCCAGAAUGCUGAUGUCGAGGAAGGAGAGAUCAGCUGCUGUCAGUAGUGUACCUCUCAUUCUAUGAUUAUGUGCGUGCUAUGUAACUAUUCCACCACUGUGCAACCUCAUAAGUGAGAGUAAAAGAAGUGUGACUUCAUGCAUGUUGUCUGCUCUGUCAUCUAACCUAGCUGCACCAGAAUGUCUAGAGUACAAUAAUUGGGCAUUGGCGCAUUGCUGCCGGUUUUGUGGUUGUCAUGUGAUGUGCUAAUGUAUGUUGUAGGUGUUCCAGGUCUAUUGAAACUGGACCUUGUGUAAAAAAAUACAAAAAAAAAGAAUAGUGACAUAUCAAUGUAUAUUUGUAGUUAUAUAUGGUUAGAGAAAGAUGUUUGUCGUU